Pelagomonas calceolata is the source of this 1674-nucleotide messenger RNA. The record is from the annotation of a GenBank genome assembly. NCBI's taxonomy places the organism in Eukaryota, Pelagophyceae, Pelagomonadales, Pelagomonadaceae.
GCUCUCCGUGGGCUUUUGCUCUGUGUGCUGUCGGCGCUUCGGGUUUCACGCAAGGGUGGAUUCUGGCACGCGUCGAUUGCGUCUGGCGCUCUGAUUUGUUAGGAGGCGGACUAGGACUGCGCGUGCCGGUGUGGUGGCCGAGGCUGGGAGAGCUAGCUGCCAACUCGCCUGGUCCGCCAAGCAAAGGCAGAGGUUCGAGCGGGUGGUCUGUAUCGAACCGCGCAAUACUGAACUUGCGUGUUUCCCACCACUGCGGCGCGCGAGUGUUCAGGAAAGCAGCCUCCCACACUUGUAGACACAAAGGAGGCUGCAUGCGCGGCAGCAUGCGCGCGCUGGCGAAGCUGACGCGAGUCAGGCGCAGGACUUUGGCCGGCACCAGCAGCAGCCAUAGGUUUCAAAGCAACACCAGCGGCAGCAAGAGUUUCCAGGGCGUCUGGCCCAUCGUCGCGACGCCGUUCCACGACGACGAGGCGCUCGACCUCGAGGGCUUCGCGAAGAGCAUCCGUUUCUUCCGGGAGUGCGGCGCAUCGGGCGCAACAGUGUGCGGCGUGCUAGGCGAGUCGAACCGGCUCACGGACGCGGAGCGCGCUCAACUCGUGGAGACGGCCGUCGGCGCGGCGGGCGCGAUGCCAAUCUGCGUCGGCGUGUCUCACGCGGGCACGCGGGCCACGGUGGAUUUGGCGCAAAUGGCCCAAGACCUAGGCGCGCAUUCAGUCAUGGUCACGCCCACCAAAGAGGCCUUCCCGCAGUCGGACGCGCAGCUUUUCGACUACUUCGCCGCCGUGCAGGACGGCUGCGCGCUGCCAAUCGUGCUGCAGGACCACCCUGCAAGUACGGGCGUGUUCAUGGGUGCGGAGCUAUUGGUGCAGAUAUGCGCGCACCUCGCCUCGGUACAGUGCAUCAAGCUCGAGGCCGUGCCGACCAGUGCAUAAGUCAAAUGUCGCGGCGCUUCUCUGGCUCCUCACUUGGCGCACCCGACGCACGGGUUCAUUUGCGCACAGGUGCCGACGCCGCCCAAGAUCGCGGCGUUGCGCAAGGCUUGGGCGGCGCAGCCCCCGGCCUUCCCUGAAUGUUCGAUUCUGACCGGGCUCGGGGCGCUCUACGGCGGGUUUGAUGUCGAGCAAGGCACGGACGGCUUCAUGACCGGCUUUGCCUUUCCAGAGGUUCUGAUGGCGAUCGACUGCGUUGCAAUCUACACGCCAUCGAGCAGAUGCUGUUACGGGGAGGACGACGCGUCGAUGGCGUGGGGCAUGCGAAAUUUGAUUUCCACACAGGCGAUCGACGGCGCGGCGCGCGCGGGCAACGUCGAACGGGCGCACGCCAUCUACGCGCAGUUCCUGCCCCUGUUGGUUUUCGAGCAGCAGCCGGGCGUCGGGAUCCGCAAGGAGGUCUACCGACUGAGGGGUCUGAUCGAGUGCGGCCGCGUGCGGCGGCCCGCGCCCCAGGUCUCGACCGUCGCGGCCGCCGCGCUCGCCGCGCAGAUCGAGCGGUCGCUCUACGACCCGUUCCCGGGCGUGGACCUGACGAAGCCGCUCACGCCGCUUUUCGAGAGACUCUCGCGGUCGUGACUCGACACCCGGCGCAUCCGACGAAAUUUUCCGAGUGCACAUAAUCAUGGGAAGAAGUAUUGACACACGGUCGUUACCCGGGGGCGGCGGUCGGACGACCGGGCGG